CGAGGCUGCGGUCGGAGUCCCUGCCGCCCCCCGCAGCCGGCAUGGAUCUGGUUUUAAACCGGGCGGAUUAUUCACAGGUGGGAGUGACCUCGCAGAAGACAAUGAAGCUACUUCCUGCGUCAAGACAUAGAGCGGCACAGAAGGUGGUUAUUGGAGAUCAUGAUGGAGUAGUCCUGUGCUUUGGCAUGAAGAAAGGAGAAGCAGUGGCAGUAUUCAAGACCUUACCAGGGCAGAAGAUUGCCCGACUGGAGCUGGGAGGGGUUCUUAAUACACCUCAGGAGAAAAUCUUUAUUGCUGCAGGAUCUGAGAUUAGAGGCUUCACCAAGAGAGGAAAACAGUUCCUCUCUUUUGAAACGAACCUCACUGAGAGCAUUAAAGCUAUGCACAUAUCUGGCUCUGACCUCUUUCUCAGCGCAAGUUACAUCUAUAAUCAUUAUUGUGACUGCAAAGACCAACAUUAUUACCUUUCUGCAGACAAAAUCAAUGAUGUCAUCUGCCUUCCAGUGGAAAGAGUACCUCAGAUUACACCCAUCUUGGCCUGCCAGGACAGAGUGCUCAGGGUUUUACAGGGUUCUGAUGUGAUGUAUGAAAUUGAAGUUCCUGGCCCACCUGCUGUCUUAGCACUGCACAAUGGAAACGGAGGCAACUCUGGGGAAGACCUCUUGUUUGGAAUGGCAGAUGGGAAGCUCGGGCUUAUUCAGAUCACCACCUCCAAGCCAGUGCACAAGUGGGAAGUUGGAAAUGAGAGAAAGCGGGGAGGUAUUUUGUGUAUUGACAGCUUCGAUAUUAUGGGUGAUGGGGUUAAAGAUUUACUUGUUGGGAGAGAUGAUGGAAUGGUGGAAGUGUACAGCCUGGAUAACACAGAGGAGCCUGUUCUGCGAUUUGACCUGGCAUUGUCUGAGAGUGUCACGUCCAUCCAAGGUGGUUGUGUAGGGAAAGACGGUUAUGAUGAAAUCGUGGUGUCCACCUACUCAGGUUGGGUCACAGGUCUGACAACUGAGCCUGUUCAUAAGGAAAGUGGACCAGGAGAAGAGCUCAAGAUCAAUCAGGAGAUGCAGAGUAAAAUUUCUUCUUUACGGCAUGAGCUGGAACAUCUGCAGUAUAAGGUGCUACAGGAAAGAGAGAACUAUCAGCAGUCUUCUCAGUCAAGCAAAGCAAAGUCAGCAGCACCUCCAUUUAGCAUAAACGACAAGUUCACAUUAAAUAAAGAUGAUGCCAGCUACAGCCUCAUCCUAGAGGUGCAGACCGCAAUAGACAACGUCUUAAUACAGAGCGAUGUCCCCAUAGAUCUGCUUGACGUGGAUAAGAACUCUGCAGUUGUCAGCUUCAGCAGCUGCGACUCCGAGUCAAAUGACAACUUUCUUCUCGCCACUUACCGCUGCCAAGCAAAUACCACACGGCUGGAACUGAAGAUCCGCUCCAUCGAAGGCCAGUAUGGCACACUUCAAGCCUACGUGACGCCAAGAAUCCAGCCCAAAACCUGCCAGGUGCGCCAGUACCACAUCAGGCCCCUCUCUCUCCAUCAGAGGACGCACUGCAUUGACCACAGCAGACCCAUGAACACCCUGACGCUGACAGGCCAGUUCAGCUUCGCUGAGGUCCACUCCUGGGUGGUGUUCUGCCUGCCUGAGGUUCCGGAGAAGCCUCCAGCAGGAGAGUGCGUGACCUUCCACUUCCAGAACACCUUCCUGGACACCCAGCUGGAGAGUGUCUACAGAAAAGGAGAAGGAGUUUUUAAAUCUGACAACAUUUCUACAAUAUCCAUCCUAAAAGAUGUGCUUUCUAAAGAAGCUACAAAAAGGAAAAUUAACCUCAACAUAUCAUACGAGAUAAAUGAAGUAUCCGUCAGACACACUUUAAUGCUGAUCCACCCAAAGCUGGAAUACCAGCUCCUCCUGGCCAAGAAGGUGCAGCUGAUCGAUGCUCUGAAGGAAUUGCAAGUUCAUGAAGGAAACACAAACUUCCUGAUACCAGAGUACCGCUGUAUCCUAGAGGAGGCUGACCACCUGCAGGAAGAAUACAAGAAGCAGCCUGCACACCUCGAAAGGCUCUACGGUAUGAUCACCGAUCUUUUCAUAGAUAAGUUUAAGUUCAAAGGCACCAAUGUGAAAACCAAAGUACCUCUCCUGUUGCAGAUUCUGGACAGUUAUGAUCAAAAUGCAUUGAUUGCUUUCUUUGAUGCUGCAUGAAAGAUAAACAGGGCAAAGUCCCAAAGAAGUGGUCUUUUAAACAAAAUGUUAAAGCCAAAUUACAAGCCAGCUUGAAAUAACUAAAUAUAUUUGAGAUACAUUGACUUUAAGCUUCUGUUUCUUUUGAAAGAUGGAACUGUUUAAAAAUAAAGUCUUAUUUUUAAAA
Molecule: messenger RNA, 2355 nt
Organism: Marmota flaviventris (yellow-bellied marmot)
Lineage: Eukaryota; Metazoa; Chordata; Mammalia; Rodentia; Sciuridae
Gene: Bbs7
Product: Bardet-Biedl syndrome 7
Biological process (GO): non-motile cilium assembly; intracellular transport; intracellular protein localization
Cellular component (GO): ciliary basal body; membrane; BBSome
Molecular function (GO): protein binding
Source: RefSeq, a predicted model, not a curated record